GCACGGCGCGGCCAUGGGGAAGGUGCAGCUGUUCGAGAUCCGCCUGGGCGAGAGCCGCGUCGUCUACGGCCCCGGCGAGCCGCUGGCCGGCACCGUCACCGUGCGCCUCUCGGGCUCGCUGCAGUACCGAGCCAUCAAGGUGAGCUGUGUUGGAUCCUGUGGGGUGUCUAACAAGAUCAAUGACACAGCAUGGACCGUGGAGGAGCAGUACUUUAACAGCACGCUGUCUCUGGCAGACAAAGGGGUCCUGACAGCUGGAGAGCACAACUUCCCCUUCCAGUUCCUGCUGCCAGCCUCUGCUCCUACAUCAUUUGAAGGCCCUUUUGGCAAGGUCCUCCAUCAGGUGAAAGCUGUGAUAGACACACCUCGCUUCUCCAAGGACUACAAGUGCAACAAGAUCUUCUAUGUUCUCUGCCCUCUCAACUUGAACGACAUCCCUGACAUCGAGCAGCCCAACACUAUGUCAAUCACCAAGAAGUUCAACUACAAGCUUGUGAAAAGUGGCAACAUUAUCUUGACUGCCACCUCGGAUCUGAAAGGGUACGUCGUGGGGCAAGCAAUCCAGCUCCGCACGGACAUAGAGAACAAAUCGGGCCGGGACACCGGGGCCGUGGUAGCCAGUCUGCUCCAGAAAGUGGCUUAUAAAUCCAAGCGCUGGAUUUAUGACCUGAGGACCAUCGCAGAGGUGGAAGGCUCAGGAGUGAAAGCCUGGAAACAUGCAGAAUGGAGGGAGCAGAUCCUCGUUCCGGCACUGCCCCAGUCCAUUCUGCAGGGCUGUAGCCUCAUACAUAUUGACUACUACAUCCAAGUUUCCCUCAAGUCACCGGAGGUUUCGGUCACUCUCCCCAUUUAUAUUGGUAACAUUGCUGUGAACAGGGUGCCUCUGAGCCCCUCCCGGUCCAUCCAGCACAUACCAUCUGCAGUGGUACCCAGUGCCCCCCCGGAGGAAGAGGAGGCUGCCAGCGGUUAUCACCCGAUGGACAAUGUCUCAAUCCCCACCAAAAGCCAUUCCCAGCAGCAGCCAUUUAGCUACGCCCCAGGACUGAGCUUCCAAGAGAUAAGGGUGGACUCGGAGCAGACGGGCUCCCCAAACCAUCCCACGCUCUGCCUGUCGACAGGAGCCACUGUCCCUUACUACGCUGAGGGGAACGUGGUGCCCGUCCCCACGGCCAGCUCUCUCAUUUUGCCUCCGGAGUACAGCACGUGGGGCUACCCAUACGAGGCGCCUCCAUCCUAUGAGCAGAGCUGCAGCAGUGCCAACUCCAGCAUCAGCAACGGCAACUAGCCUCCCCUGCUUCGAGUCCCGCUGGUGCUGCCCACCCCCAGGCGCCACGGUUCACCUGCCUACUGCAAAGUCUGGUACAGCACAAGGCGUCUUUUUAUCUCUCUGGCUGCUUGGUGGGGUAAAUGGCACAUCCCGG
This is a messenger RNA of Gymnogyps californianus (California condor), 1421 nucleotides long. RefSeq names its product arrestin domain containing 1 (gene ARRDC1). Gene Ontology annotation, biological process: protein transport. Bases 14 to 1285 code for a protein of 423 amino acids. The transcript has 8 exons. Lineage: Eukaryota; Metazoa; Chordata; Aves; Accipitriformes; Cathartidae. Gene Ontology annotation, cellular component: cytoplasm. Gene Ontology annotation, molecular function: ubiquitin protein ligase binding; ubiquitin-like ligase-substrate adaptor activity. The record is from RefSeq and is a predicted model, not a curated record.